Messenger RNA from Brachypodium distachyon (stiff brome), 3384 nucleotides. RefSeq names its product probable LRR receptor-like serine/threonine-protein kinase IRK. NCBI's taxonomy places the organism in Eukaryota, Viridiplantae, Streptophyta, Magnoliopsida, Poales, Poaceae. Bases 155 to 2998 code for a protein of 947 amino acids. Gene Ontology annotation, biological process: protein phosphorylation. Gene Ontology annotation, molecular function: ATP binding; protein kinase activity; protein binding. The transcript is spliced from 2 exons. The record is from RefSeq and is a predicted model, not a curated record.
CCCCACUGCUCCAGAGGGGUGACAGUUCACAUCCUCGCCGCUGCACCACCCUACCUCUGACCUCUCCAAAGCCUGCUCCGCGCAUAUGGACAAAGCUCCGGCGUGAUCCCACCACCCUCACGCUUCCCUUCCCCUCCCCUCCCGCGCCGUCGCGAUGGCGGCCGCCACCUCCGCCGCUCCCGCGCUGCUCCUCGGCGCCCUCCUCCUCGUGGCGGCCGCGACCACCGCCGCUCUCACCGACGACGUGCUCGCGCUGGUGGUCUUCAAGACCGGCGUCGCGGACCCGCUGGGCCGCCUCGCCGCGUGGACGGAGGACGACGACCGCCCCUGCUCCUGGCCGGGCGUCGGCUGCGACGCGCGCACAGGCCGCGUGACCUCGCUCUCGCUCGCGGCCGAGUCGCUCUCGGGCCGCCUCCCCCGCGCGCUCCUCCGCCUCGACGCGCUCCUCACCCUCUCCCUCCCCGGCAACAACCUCUCUGGUCCCGUGCUCCCCUCCCUCCUCGGCUCCCUCACCCGCCUCCGCUCCCUCGACCUCUCCUCCAAUCGCCUCGCGGCGGCCGUGCCCGCCGACCUCUUCGCCCAAUGCCGUGAAAUCCGCAGCCUAUCCCUCGCCCACAACGAACUCUCCGGCUACAUUCCCACCGAUGUCGCGUCCUGCUCGUCGCUCGUCUCCCUCAACCUCUCCUCCAACCGCCUUGCGGGUCCCAUCCCUGAUGGUCUCUGGUCCUUGCCUUCGCUCCGCUCUCUGGACCUCUCCGGCAAUGCGCUGUCCGGCAGUGUUCCUGGUGGAUUCCCCCGCAGCAGCUCGUUGCGGGCGGUGGAUUUGAGCCAUAACCUCUUUGCUGGGGAAAUUCCGGCUGAUAUCGGGGAGGCGGCGCUGCUCAAGUCGCUGGAUCUAGGGCGUAAUUUUUUCACUGGCGGUUUGCCGGAUUCUCUUCGGAGGCUGUCCGGGCUACGGUUCCUUGGGGUCGGCAGCAAUGCGCUCGUUGGGGAGGUGCCUGCCUGGAUCGGGGAGAUGUGGGCGCUUGAGCGGCUUGACUUGUCGGGCAAUCGCUUCACGGGCGCCAUCCCCGACGACAUCGCCAACUGCAAGAACAUGGUGGAGGCCGACCUCAGCCGGAACGCGCUCACCGGGGAGCUCCCCUGGUGGGUGUUCGGCCUGCCUCUGCAGAGCGUCUCGGUUGCCGGCAACAAGCUCUACGGGUGGGUCAAGGUCCCUGGAGAUGCUGCGUUGUCGUUGCGUUCGCUGGACCUGUCGAGCAACGGGUUUUCUGGCGGGAUCCCGCCGCAGAUUCCUACCUUUGCGAGUUUGCAGUCUCUGAACCUGUCAUCGAAUUCCAUAUCGGGGCAGAUGCCUGCCGGCAUUGGCGGGAUGAGACUGCUGGAGGUGCUGGAUGCGAGCGCUAACCACCUCAAUGGAAGCAUGCCACCGGAGAUUGGCGGCGCCGUGGCGCUCCGGGAGCUGCGGAUGGGGAGGAAUUCGCUCACCGGCCGCAUCCCUGCACAAAUUGGGAGCUGCAGGUCCCUCGUUGCAUUGGAUUUUUCGCACAACGAAUUCACAGGAUCGAUUCCUAGCGCCCUGGGCAACCUCACCAGUCUCCAGGUGGUUAAUCUCUCCCAGAACAAGCUGAAUGGGACCCUGCCAGUGGAGCUAUCCAAUCUGCCCAGCUUGCACAUCUUUGACGUCUCCCACAACUCACUAUCAGGUGGUCUGCCAAAGAGCAGAUUCUUCGACAACAUCCCUGCCUACUUCCUAUCUGAUAAUUCUGGACUAUGCAGUUCUCGAAAGAAUAAUUCCUGCAGUACGGUCAUGCCAAAGCCGAUUGUUCUGAACCCUAAUUCCUCGCUGAACCCCUUGUCUCAAGCCACCCCAAGUUCCCCUAGCAGCAUGCACCACAAGAAAAUCAUACUGAGUGUCUCCACCCUCAUUGCCAUUGCUGGUGGUGCUGCCAUUGCUAUUGGAGUUAUCACUGUAACUGUGCUCAACCGUCGUGUCCGUGCAGCUGCCUCCCGCUCAAAGCCUGCUAUCGCACUAUCUGACGAUUACCUUAGCCAAUCCCCGGAGAAUGAUGCUAGCUCCGGGAAGCUUGUCAUGUUUGGUAAAGGUAGCCCAGAGUUCAGUGCCGGUGGGCAUGCGUUGUUGAAUAAGGAUUGUGAGCUUGGGCGAGGAGGCUUUGGUGCAGUGUACAAGACAGUUCUCAGAGACGGCCAGCCGGUAGCCAUCAAGAAACUCACUGUGUCUAGCUUGGUCAAGUCAAGGGAUGACUUUGAGCGACAGGUGAAGUUGCUUAGCAAGGUGCGACACCACAAUAUUGUCACAUUGAGAGGCUUUUACUGGACUUCGUCACUGCAGCUCCUCAUAUAUGAUUACCUGCCUGGAGGAAAUUUGCAUAAACACUUGCAUGAGUGCACGGAAGAGAACUCACUUUCCUGGAUGGAGAGGUUUGACAUUAUCAUCGGAGUUGCUAGGGGACUGAUGCAUCUCCACCAGCAUGGGGUCGUCCAUUACAAUCUAAAAUCGAGCAAUGUGCUGCUGGACAGCAACGGUGAACCUAGGGUCGGUGACUAUGGUCUUGCAAAGCUGCUGCCAAUGCUAGACCGGUAUGUCCUUAGCAGUAAGAUCCAGAGUGCACUUGGUUACAUGGCACCAGAAUUUACAUGCAAGACAGUGAAGAUCACUGAGAAGUGCGACGUCUAUGGCUUUGGGGUGCUUGCACUGGAGAUCUUGACAGGCAGAAGGCCCGUUGAGUACUUGGAAGAUGAUGUUGUCGUGCUAUGUGAUGUGGUGAGAAGUGCGCUGGAGGAAGACAGGCUGGAGGACUGCAUGGAUCAGCGGCUGUGUGGUGAAUUUCCGAUGGAAGAGGCCAUCCCGAUCAUCAAGCUGGGGCUGGUUUGCACCUCGCAGGUGCCAUCAAACCGGCCAGACAUGGGCGAGGUGGUGAGUAUACUUGAGCUGGUGAGGAAUCCUCAGGAGAGUCCAGGGGAUGAGCUGGUCUAAGGUCUCUUUUAGAACUCUGUUCUUUGUGGUCCUGAGGUUUCUUUUUUCUUUCGUUUUGUGAGAUGCAUAUAUGAUGCCCAGUGGGGGAGGAACAGAGGAACCAAAGAGUGGGAUGGAUCAUGAAAUGCUUGUAGUUUGUAGUUUGUCUGAAAUUUUAGUGGGAUGCAAGGCUGUUUGUUGCUUGGCUGUGAUUAUUUGGUCCGUUCCUUGGAAGAAACUGUAGCUCAUCUGCUCUUGUGGCCAUCCAUGUGGGUACCGCCUCAAUAUCGCAUGGCCACCCUGUUUUGAUGUCAUCUUUGCACAACUAAAUUACUGAUGUUGUUCUUAGCUAGUUCUGCUGAUAAAUGUGAAUUUGAUUUACAGAUUGCUACUGCUACAUUCCUGAA